Molecule: messenger RNA, 3110 nt
Organism: Bursaphelenchus okinawaensis
Lineage: Eukaryota; Metazoa; Nematoda; Chromadorea; Rhabditida; Aphelenchoididae
Source: the annotation of a GenBank genome assembly
AUGAGUAAGAAAAAGCUAUUAGACUCUGAUGAUGAAGAUAAUGGGGAUUUGAAUCUUACUGUGAACAAUGAUUAUGCCGAAAGGUAUCAAAAUUGGAGGAAACGAGAGGAAUUGCAAAAGUGUAAGUUUAUUUUAUAUUUUAAUUGUUAUGGAUUUUAGUGAAGGACAAAUAUGGAAGUGAUGUUGAGGAUGAAGAAGAUGGGGAAAGCACUGAUGGAGAAGUGGUAGGUUUUUCGAUGUCGUUUUAAGCACUUCAAACUGCCAUAGUUCAUAUCGCUUUUUGGAGAUGUCUUUUGAAUCACAGCUUAUUGAAAUUACACUUAAAAGAUGUCUAAAAAUCUCUUCUCUUAUAUUUAAACAAUUUUGUAUUUCAGAACUGGGAUAGUGAAGAUGAAAAAGACUUCUUACGAACCUUAGGAGCUUUGAAAUCGAACGAUCCAAAGAUUUACAAGGAAAAAGUCAAGUUUUUUGAUCCAGAACGUGAAAGGAAAGUGAAAAAGCCAGAAGCUACAAAGAAGAACGAGAAGGAUCAACCAGCUUACACUUUGAGAGAUUAUGAGACAAAGCUUGUCACUGAAAGAGAUGGAGUUUUCAGUGAAGAUGAAGACGAGGAGGAGCAGCCUAAUGAUCCUAGUUAUUAUCAAAAGGAGGCACAGUUGAAGAAUGAGUAAGAUUUUAUAGUUUUUGUUUUGUUUUUAGGCUUGUAAAAUUAAUUUUGGCGUGUUGCAGGUCUUUUGUCCUCUUAAUUUAGCCGGAAACUUAUGAAACGGCCUAAAAUUGGUUUUCGUUUAUUCUAACUUACAAAUUAUUUGUGUUACAAAGUUAGCUUAUUAAAACAUGAUGUUUUAUAGGUUUAAAAAAGCUUUGGGAGGAGAAUCUGAUUCUGAUGAUGAUCUUCUGAAGCCAAGGAAGAAAACAGAAGCCGAGAAGAAGGAAGAAGAAAACGACUAUUAUGAAUGGCUGGCUAAUCAUAAGGAGCUUGACAACGUUGAUGAGGAUUUGGUAGGUAUAUUUUUAAUGUCUGCUUUCUUUUAUACAGUUUUUAAUCAGAUUAUAUAAUACUUUCGGUUGAAGAGUUUUGGUUUUGAUUAAUGGUUCUUUGUUAUAUUGACGGAUGUUGAUAUUGGCCAAACUAAAACUAUAUCUUUUAGCAAAAGUUGAAGAACACGUGGAAUUCCAACAAGCUAUCGCCUGAAGAUAGGUUUUUGCGAGAUUACCUGUUGAAUAAGAAGUACGAUACUGAUGGAAAGCACAUAGAAGAGGCUCUACCAACAUACGAUGAAGUUGUAAAAGUAGAUGAAGAAUUGGAAAAGGCUGAAGAUUUUGAAUAUAAAUAUAAUUUUAGAUUUGAGGAUCCGGAUCAGGACUUUGUAAGUUAUCUUAUGUUCUUUAUAUUGGUUUAGUCAACAUUUCAGAAACAUUUUUAGCAUAUUAAUACAUUUUUUAUUUAAAAAAAAGUUUUCAGUAUUUUAUGUUGUUUUAGCCUUGUUUUCACUUUUUGAGGCAUUUAAACUACUGGAAUUCAUUUUAAAAGCUAAUGUAAUGUCAUUUUAGAUAAAGCAAUAUCCAAGGACAGUAAAAGAAUCCCUUCGUAAACAAGAUACACGAAGAAAAGAUGCCAGAGAUCGUGUGAAACAACGAAAAGAAGAGGAAAAGAAAGAGAAAAAGGAAGAAAUCAAACGAUUAAAACAACUGAAGAAGAUGGAAAUCGAGGAAAAGCUACAGAAGCUACGUGAAGUCACAAAAGACGAGAUUCCGUUGACGUUGGAGGACCUUCAGAAGGACUUUGAUCCUGCUGAAUAUGACAAGAAGAUGCAGGUAAUGAUGACUUGUUUUAAGCUGUUUAUAUUUGGUUGUUAAACUACUUCUGUGCCCCCUCUAAAAUCAAAUUUUUGAGGUUAGGGGCACAUUAUUACUUCAACAUCCUAAUAAAUGUAUUACUUUCUUUUAAGUUUACAAAAAGCUCCGGAGCUGGAGCCGGAGCUAAAAUUUAGAAAAAGGCGGAGCCGGAGCUGGAAAUUUGAAAUUUGGGAACUCUGGUUAUUAUUUUUUCUUUUAUUUUGUAAUUCUAUGUUUUUAGGAAGCCUUUAAUGAUUACGAUGAGAAAGAAGAUGUAGACGAGGAAAAACCUGUCUUCUCUGACAUAUCUGACAUUGAUGAUGAUGAAAUGGACGAAGAGAAUGACGACGAGCAGGAUGAAACGACAGAAGACAAGCUAGAUGAUGAAGAAACGAUAGGACAGGAAGAACAAGAUGAAGAAGAACCUGAGGAUCAACCAGGACCAAGUACAUCAAGGAAAGAAAAGCUCUCAAACCGAAGACACAAAAGAAACACCAAGUUCAAUGAAGCCGUCACCAAGAAGAAGCCAGUCUUCGAUCCAAAAGAGAAGACGUUCGAAGAGUACUUUAACGAAUACUAUGCACUAGACUACGAAGAUAUCAUAGCCGAUAAUUUGAAGACCAAAUUCAAGUACAGAAAUGUGGAAGCCAAUGAUUUUGGUCUCUCAACCGACGAGAUAUUGAACUUGGACGACAAAAAAUUGAAUGCAUGGGUAUCGGUGAAGAAGGUGACAGCCUACCGGUCGGCUCAAGAAGAGAAGAUGGAUAAGAUCGUGUACGGUAAAAAGGCGCAGAAUCCGGAGAGGAAACGCAAAAUAUUUGGAUCAGUGUAAGUUAAUCUUGUAGUAGGUAGAAAGAUUUUAAGGGCAGCAAAGAAGUUAUAAGUGCACGGGCUAUGAAAAUAAGGUUAAUAUUGGGUUUUUUUUAUAAAUAACGGUUAUGUUGAAGCUGAUGCGAAAAGAAUGGCGCAUUUUUAAAUUGUGACAAAACGAAUUGCUUACUUCUACUUCAUAUUAUAUAAAAACUUUACACUUUCUCAAUUUUGACAAUUACAGCGACGUUGAAGACAAAAAGAAGAAACCAAAGGAGCCAGAAGGGGCAGAGAAACCACAAGAACCGGAAGAAACAGAGAAGAGUGGAAAGAAGAACAGAAAGAAGAGGAAAAGUCGAAACGAAUUGAGCAAAAACCGCCUCAAGGCCUACGGUGUGAGCACAUCAAAACUGAAGAGUCACAUCAACAAGGACAAGUUCAAAAAGAAGCAAAAGGUUUAG